AACAGACAUGGAAGCACCUGGUGGAGACCUCCACAGUCACUGAGCGCAGCAUUCGCUCUUUGAGCUGAUCUUCAUUUUCAAUACACCCUAAAGCCUGCGCCUUUGUUCUCGUUGGAGCUCUACCGGGACAUCUGGAGUCCAGGACAUUGAUUCCCUCACCAGCUUGUGUGGCAGUCUGGAAUCACCAAAGCUGAUGAGGAUCUACUGACUUGACCAGUUUUGUUCCAAUUUUUACUUUUGACAAGCGGAAAGAAUGUCGGAUAGGGCCGAUGAUGACGUCAGGGGGGAGCAGCAGCAGCAGCGCAGCAGAGCGGCCAGGCAGCUGAAGCAGCGGGGAGAAACCUCCACAGCAAUGGCGACUGUUGCGGAGCGCAGAUCCCUCCCUAGUCCUGAAAUAAUGCUGGGACAGCCGUGGAGCAGCUGGGUCGAUACUGUGAAACUGAACGGGAGUGACGGUACAGAAUUGGAAGAAAGUUUGAAAGAGUGCGGGAGAAAUCGCGAAGCCAUGAGACUCUUCAGAGACGAUAUGCCCAUCUUUGGUCAGUGUCCUGCACAGGACGACUUCUACCUGGUCAUGUGCAGCCACUGCAGUCAGGUAGUCAAACCCCAGGCCUUCCAAGCACAUUACGAGAGAAGACACAGCUCCAGCAACAAGCCCCCAUCCAGCUUUGCCUCUACUGCAUUCGCAAUCUCUCGGAAUAAGGGCAGCAUUGGGGGCGGAGUCGGGGGUGUGGUUGUCAGUGGAGGUACACUGACACGCCCCUCCAGCGCAAACAGCAGCAUCCCUAAAAUCUUCAAACCAGCCAAAGAGAAGCUGCCUAACAGGAAGCCUCACUUCCCCUAUAGGGUGCUGCAAGAAGAGAGCCUAAUUUCUGCAGUCAAAGUAGAGAAAGUCCAUCUGAAGGUGGAUUUUUCAGCCAAACUCACCCAUGUGCCCGCCUCCUCUUCCACUUCCUCCUCCUCUUCCUCUUCCUCCAAUACUGUGAGCACCUCUCCGCUGAAGCCAGGCCUUAACUUCACCUCCAUACCAAAGGCUCCACAGAUGGCCCCUGGCCAGAUCCCCAAUGGAAAGGGACAUCUCUCAUCCCUUGACAAGAAACAGGACAACUCAUCCCUUGACAAGAAACAGGACAACAGCGGUGCUAGUAGCAAAAGACCCUUAUACAAGAGACAAGAACGGGAAUUUAAUCCAGAUAUCCAUUGUGGUGUUUUGGAUAUGACAGCACGUAAGCCAUGCACAAGAUCCUUAACAUGCAAGACACAUUCCAUUAGCCAGAGGAGGGCGGUGCUCGGUCGGCGGCAACGCUUUGACACACUGCUUGCUGAGCACAAGAGCAAAGCACGUGACAAGGAGCUGCAGUUCAGGUUGGACCCCUCCCACCCAGCACCCCCUCUCAGGGACCCUCCCCCCUCACGCCUCUCACAAGACCCUCACCCAGUCUCCCAUGGCAAUGGCACUGCCGAUGCCUCCAAGCCUUUGCCCCUCAGCAAACCCAAACCUCAUAAUUCUGGGCUUCCACGACUAAACAGCAGUUAUUCUCACAGUGGAGGAGACCCAGCCAUGGCCCACGAGCAGGCCCACCAUUCUCAUCUGGCCUCUGCCAGUACCGAGGCCAGCCGUCUCUCCAGCGAUGAGGGGGAGAAUGAGGAGAGAGAGGAGAGCACAGAGAAACUGGACUGCCAUUAUUCGGGUUACCACCCACGACCAGCUGCUUACUGCACUUUUGGAAGUCGAUUGUUCGGUAGAGGUUGUUAUGCAUUUGACCGGCGCUGGGAUCAAGUUCGGUGUGCUCUGACCACCAUGUUUGACAAACAUGUCAACUCACAAAUGUGGAAAAAAAUCCCUCUGGUAUUGGAGAACUCUUCAACAACACUAACAGCCUCUCACCGGGCAAGCACAAACUCCCACUCUUUCUCUUCAUCCUCCUCCAUUUCCACAGGCUUUCACAGCCUGUCCUCACCACCACCCUAUGACAGCAAGCCAGUCCUGUCAUACGGCACCACCCUGAAUGCCCGCUCUUCUCAGCAAGCCUCCACCACCGAGCAGCCCGCCUACAGUGGCAUGUCUAGACAAGUGUCUGCCUCAUCACCCCAGAUGCCUUCAGCCCACUCGUCCUCUCUCCCCUCUCUGGGCUCCAACCGACCCCUCAAAUCCAGAUCUGGAACAAAGUCCUUCAGGGUGAGGGAGCUAUCCUCCAGCCUAAAUAACUCUAUCGUCAAGGGCAGCACUAAUAGCAGUGCUAGUGUCAGCAGUAGCGGGAGCAGUAGCCUCAGUUCAGGCAAAAAGCGGAAAAACAGCUCCCUGUUAACCUUGCAUAGCACUUACACCUCGGAAUCUUCCUCCUCUUCAUCUUUUAAGAAGAACUGUGCUGUAAACUCGGGCAUCCUGGGGAGCACAUACCACACUACGCUUGCCUCUACUCCAACUUCAUCUUCAUCUUCAUUGUCAUCUUCAUCCCACAGUGGGGUGUACAGUGUGGGGGUAAACUGCACUCCAGGCAGGGCCAACUCUUUGAGUUUAAAGCAGGAGUCGACAGGUCGCGGUCCUCCUUCAGGAAGCCCGGCAGAGUCUAUUAAGCGAAUGAGCGUGGUUAUGAACAGCAGCGACUCUACCCUCUCCCUCGGCCCAUUCAUACACCAGAGCAGCGAUCACCACGGAGAUGCACGCCUGGAAGCCAAAAGGAGGAAGGGCUCGCCUGGCUCAAGUAGCCUCAACAGCACAGCAUCUGGAACAGGAGGGGGAGGAGGACAGGGUCCUGGCAGGCCCAAAAUGGCCAAGUCUCCAUCAAUCAACAACAUCCACAGCAAAAACGCUCGCUCUAUACCUGGACCCCCGGGGCUUUCCAACAAUUCUCUCAUUCAUCAGACAAAGGCUCGUCCCUGACACAGGUGUGGAAGCUCUGAGCGUGCUGAGCAGUAGGCUGGACCCAGAGCUCCCUCGGCCCCCUCAUGCCACUCUGCACGAGGCCUUCUUUUUCUCUUACUCUUCCUACAAUCCUCAGGGUGGAACGCACACUGGGUGGCCCAUUGAUGUCCUUCAUGGGGAUUUCCUCUCAAAGCCAUGCAGGGGCACUCUGCGGGGAUAGGAUAAUAAGCCAGAGAGAUCUAGUUCUCUUGACGGAUGUUAUAAUGAAUCUAUACAAUGCAACAUUUGGUACAAUGCCUGCUGCGUAGAGCAAGAGCUGCCCAGCUCGAGUACUUCUGCUGGGGUUCGAAGGAACAGAUUUGGGCUGGUACGUAGCCUCACCGACACUACCAAGCAUUGGAGGGAUGUGCUACAUGGGCAACUUAGCUUGAGUAUGUGGACUAACGAAUGCAAGUGUGUGACGCCAGAACACUGGAAACUUAAAUCCUACUCUGCCUGAACUGAGUCUUGGAGGAAGUGUACAGGAGAGCAAGGAAACAUCAAAUGUUCCUGCAUAGAAACACAAUCAACUAAAGUUAAACAUAAUACAUGAUUGCUUGCUCGCUCACUGGCAGGCUGAAUACGAUGUUCAAGCUGUGCCCACUGCAGACAGGAGUGGAGUUUUGAAAAUGAGCAACUUAAACUUAAAGAUUAUGCAAAUUAGAAUUUUUCAAAUUUCUUCAGACCACAUUUUGUUUACAGGCUUAAAAAACUAGCAAAUAUAUAGCAAACAGAACAAAGUACCAUUCAGGAUUCAUCAUGACACAUGAUACGUGAAAAACAAUUAUAAGUAAAUUAAACUAAAAAACCUAAAACCUAUAUCUUGAAUUUAGAUAAUAUUUUUCAAGGGAAUUUGAAUUACCUUGAGACUUAUUUAAGAGAAAGGUUUGGUUACUUUGGCUUACUUUCUUGCAAUUCCUUUUUUUUUUUCUUUUUUUUUUUAACAGUACAAUCAAAAAUGAACUUGAACACCCUGCAUUGGCUAAAGCACUUGUUUUAACCACAUUCAUUUAUUAGAGAUUUCGGUAAUGAUAUUUUUCAGCUUUAUGUUUGUAGCCAAGCAACAGUUGUCUCCUGAAACUCCAAAAAAACUUGAGAAAACACUGUAAUCCACUUAAAGUUCACUAGUUCACCCAAAAAUGAAAAUUCUCCCAUCAUUUACUCCCCCUCAUGCCAUCCCAGAUGUGUAUGACUUUGUUUCUUCUGCAGAACACAAACAAAGAUUUUUAGAAGAAUAUCUCAG
Myxocyprinus asiaticus (Chinese sucker) is the source of this 4148-nucleotide messenger RNA. RefSeq names its product ataxin-7. Lineage: Eukaryota; Metazoa; Chordata; Actinopteri; Cypriniformes; Catostomidae. The coding region runs from base 254 to 2884 and encodes 876 amino acids. The record is from RefSeq and is a predicted model, not a curated record. The transcript is spliced from 14 exons.